GCAGCCUGCCGGCUCAAUCCCGGCCCGGCGGCCCCGCAUGGCUGCAGGUGCACAAUGAAGUACCCUCUGGUGCCGCUGGUGAAUGACCUCACACUCUCUUUCCUGGUGUUCUGGCUCUGCCUGCCCGUGAGUUUGCUGCUGCUCUUGAUGAUCAUCUGGUUACGCUUCUUACUUAGUCAAGAUUCGAAGGAAGAUGAUUCAGACUUGUGUUUCAACUGGGAGCUCUGGAACAAAGAACCAGCUGAGUCUGGCUGUGAUGGGACAAUCCAUGGUCAGGAGGACAGGCUCCACUGGUGAGCCUGCUCUACCAGGUGUUGUCUGGGCCCUAGUGGAUGGAGGGAAGAGAACCCUGGUGAGCAAGGGAAACUUCCUGGGACCUCUGAUAGUCAGACCUGCCAAGCCUCUUGCAGAACCAUCCAUUCUCCAUCAACACAGAUGACCUGGAGCCAUUCACAGGAAAGUCAGGUCCAAGAAGUUCAUAGGGGACAGCUGGCCAGCCCAACCCACAGGAGGUGCUGGGUACCUAUUAAAGCAAUGGGAGUUCUGCU
This is a messenger RNA of Phodopus roborovskii (desert hamster), 548 nucleotides long. RefSeq names its product adipogenin (gene Adig). Gene Ontology annotation, cellular component: nucleus; lipid droplet; cytoplasm. The record is from RefSeq and is a predicted model, not a curated record. Gene Ontology annotation, biological process: brown fat cell differentiation; white fat cell differentiation. Bases 55 to 297 code for a protein of 80 amino acids. NCBI's taxonomy places the organism in Eukaryota, Metazoa, Chordata, Mammalia, Rodentia, Cricetidae. The transcript has 3 exons.